This is a messenger RNA of Colletotrichum lupini, 1788 nucleotides long. Its product is annotated as cytochrome P450. NCBI's taxonomy places the organism in Eukaryota, Fungi, Ascomycota, Sordariomycetes, Glomerellales, Glomerellaceae. The annotation marks the transcript as partial. The transcript is spliced from 6 exons. Gene Ontology annotation, molecular function: heme binding; oxidoreductase activity, acting on paired donors, with incorporation or reduction of molecular oxygen; iron ion binding. The record is from RefSeq and is a predicted model, not a curated record.
CACCGUGCGUUGACUCGCGAACUCCCUCUCGCUACACCCGGCUCCGCCCGCUCGGACCGAACUACCCCAGUCAACUUUACCUCUCGAUCCGGUGGGAAACGGAGGGACGGCAAGGCGCCGGUAGCUCGGAGCCGAACACGAAAGGUAGCGCGUUGGGUUCCCAAGAUGCGAAUCGCCAUGGGUGGAAUGAGAAAGUGGCUCUUCAAUCAAUCAACGAUGGCCAGUUACCUCAACACCAACACACAAACCACACUUAGUCCUCCCCGGCCAUCAUGGGUCGACUUAACCAACUUCGGGCUUCCAAGCUCGAUGGAGACCAGCGGCUAUGUGCCCUUUCUGAUGGCUAUCAUAUUGAUAGCCUCAGUGAUGACCGUUUCGCUGCGUAAGAAUAAGUUGUCUGCAUUCCCGGUGAUUAAUGCCUCGAAAAAUGAGUAUCUCAUGAGUGGAAGGGCGAUGUUGGCCCGGGGUUUGAAAGAAUUUGGUGGGAAGCCUUUCAGAGUCAAUACCGGUCUUGGCGGUGGUGUCAUCAUUCUCGACCACAGCGUCAUGCCAGAGGUUCGAAAUGAUGCCCGUUUUGACUCAACGAAGUUUCUGCUCCAGUACUGGCAAGCUGGCAUCCCUGGGUUCGAGCCUUACAUUGCUCUUGGAACUGAGAUACUACACAAUGUCAUCAAAUGGAAUCUCACGCCUGCUGGUAUUGCCAAGCUGAACAAGCCAUUGUCUGAUGAGGCAAACGCUGCUCUUAGUGAUAUCUUGACCGAUAACGAAGAAUGGCAUGAGGUUCUUCUUGGCGACGUCAUCAUUCGAAUUGUUGCCCGGGUGUCCUCCGUCAUUUUUCUUGGCCCAGAGCUGUGCCGAAAUCCCGACUGGCUGAAAAUCACAGUGAAUUACACCAACAAAGCAACAAAUGCUGCCAAAGUCUUAAGGCGUUGGCCAGUGAUUCUCUAUCGCACUAUUCAUUGGUUUCUUACAGAAUGCCGAGAAGUUCGUACGAUGCUAAUUGAAGCGCGGCAAAUCAUCGCGCCUAUUCUAGAGAAGCGCCGUGUAGAGAAGGCAGCAGAUCCAAGCCUCGAGUAUCAUGACGCUCUGGACUGGUAUGAGACGGCAGCGAAAAGAAUGGGCGUUGAGUAUGAUCCUGCCGAUCAGCAGCUGGCCCUCAGCAUCUCUGCAAUUCUGACCAGUAACGAUCUUAUGUCCCAGAGCAUCAUGGAUCUUUGCAAGAACCCAGAGAUGUUCGAGCCACUCAGGAACGAAAUCCGGUCUGUUCUCGGGGACGGGCAAUGGAAACCUACGAGUCUUUACAACACGAAGCUCCUCGACAGUGUUCUCAAGGAAACUCUGCGCCUUAAGCCCGUUGCAGCUGUGGGUCUAGGCCGCAGAGUCAUGGAAGAUGUCCGCCUCAAGGAUGGCACAGUUCUUCCCCAAGAUUCUGGCAUCGCUAUUAAUGCGGAAAAGAUGUGGGACCCGGAGAUCUAUAAGAACCCGCGAGCCUAUGAUGGAUACCGUUUUUUGAGACUGCGGGAAGCUUCUGAGCAAGGCGAAAAGACGUCCCAGCUAGUCAGCACUUCGCCCGAACAUCUAGGUUUCGGCCUCGGCAUUCACGCCUGUCCUGGCCGCUUCUUCGGCGCCAAUACUGUGAAGCUGGUCAUGUGCCACCUCUUGCUCAAGUACGAUAUCAAGCUGGCGGAAAACACAAAUAUCAGUCCUCUAGAGUUUGGGUUUUCCAUGCUUGCAAACCCCACCACCAAGGUCCUUGUCAGGCGGAGAAAGGAGGAGGUGAACUUCUAA